Messenger RNA from Trichogramma pretiosum, 4132 nucleotides. Its product is annotated as TOM1-like protein 2. The transcript has 8 exons. The record is from RefSeq and is a predicted model, not a curated record. Gene Ontology annotation, cellular component: endosome; membrane. The coding region runs from base 996 to 2495 and encodes 499 amino acids. Gene Ontology annotation, biological process: signal transduction. NCBI's taxonomy places the organism in Eukaryota, Metazoa, Arthropoda, Insecta, Hymenoptera, Trichogrammatidae. Gene Ontology annotation, molecular function: phosphatidylinositol binding; clathrin binding; ubiquitin binding.
UGUUUAGUGCCAGCAUAUACUUGUACGUUUACAGUGUACGCCUUAUAAACACAAUACGAUACAUCACAGCACCACAACUACUCGCACUGCGUUGAGCGCAGUUUAGUCUCGCAGAGUGAUCAACUUGACAUCGACUUAUCGUGCGGUGUUGUGUGCAGCAGUCGUGCGGUAGUUUUUUUCGCACGAAUAGCAGUGAAAACUGUGUGUCGCAUUGUUGUACGUACGCGAUACUAGCAGCAGGGGCAGCUACUGCAGUUUUCCGCGCGACGACUCCGAUAUGCCUUCAUAAAUGUAACGCGACCAGCUAGCUAAUAUACCUGUCAGCUUGUACGCUCGCGUACAUAAUAAAAUAAAGUGUCCGCGAACUGCGCUUUUCCAGUUUACGUGCGCGCGAUCAGCAGUGUCUAUUAUUGCGUGCGUACACCUAUCGUCUCUCUCGAGCGCGACUCCGAUAUAUUACUGUGUAUAGGUACAACGGCACGCGCACCGCACCCUAAUUCCAGCCUAGCGCGACCCGUAUAUCAACACACAGUGAUUCACGAUCGUGUGCAGUUGUCCCGCACCUGGAUUCGAGGUUACACGUAGCGCGGCCACAUCGGGGAGAAUUAUUACGGCUGCUGCUGCACUGUUUACAUCAGCUGAAGCGACUUAUAUAGUUCGACGUGCCUACAUCAGUAAAUGACGUAUACUGCCAGUUUCGUUAGACUGAUCUCGAAGCAUACCAGCAACAUUGGACCAUCUGGUUUUUCCGCUUAUUUACAAUAAAGAAUCGACGUAGCUCUUACCGCGGUGUACGAUAGCUGCUCCGAAUUGACAGGUGUCGCUAAUUUCUUAUCUUUUACUGACAUUGUCUUUCCUCCAACGCGUAUGAUUCAUUCAUCUGUGCUUUGAGCCUGUCAUAUACGUUUUUCUUACGUGUCUGAACAGUGCAUCCAUCGUUUCUAUUUUCCCCAUACAACGUUACAAGCUAAUAGCUUGCAUCGCCUACAAUCACCAUGUCGUUCUUUGGUGUAAAUGUCACUAAUCCAUUCAGUUCGCCUGUUGGUCAGCGAAUAGAACAAGCCACAGAUGCUAGUUUACCUAGCGAAAACUGGCAGUUGAAUAUGGAAAUCUGUGAUAUCAUUAACGAAACAGAGGAUGGACCCCGAGAUGCCAUAAAAGCCAUUAAACGUAGACUAAAUCAAGCCGCUGGCAAAAAUUAUACCAUUGUUAUGUACACUCUUACUGUUUUGGAAACUUGUGUAAAGAAUUGCGGAAAGAGAUUUCACGCUGUUGCCUGCACACGAGAAUUUGUUCAAGAAUUAGUUAAGCUCAUAGGUCCAAAAAAUGAGCCCCCUACAGCAGUGCAAGAAAAAGUACUGAAUCUCAUACAAAGCUGGGCUGAUACAUUCAAAAAUCAACCUCACACCCAGGGUGUUGUACAAGUUUAUCAAGAGUUAAAAUCCAAAGGUAUUGAAUUUCCAAUGACCGAUCUAGAUGCAAUGGCUCCUAUCAUCACUCCAGAAAGGAGUGUCCCGGAUGCCACCGAUGCACCCGGAGCCGUGGCAGCCGCACUGAGCGGCCAGCAACGCAGCGUGCAACACUCGUCGGAAUCGGCGGCAGUGGCCGCCGCAGCCGCGGCCUGCGCCCGACAACCCAUCCAGCCGACCGAGCAGCAAAUGCUGAAGCUUCGGGGCGAGCUCGACACGGUCCAGCGCAGCAUGCGCGUCUUCAGCGAGAUGCUGGCCGCCUACUCGAACACAACGGCCUCAGAAGCCAGCAACGACAAGGCCUUGGCCGAGGACAUCGAACUCUUGAUAGAGCUGUACAACACGUGCACAGUCAUGCAGGAGCGGGUCGUCGAUCUAAUCGGCAAGCUGGCCCACGACGAGCUGACGGCCGAGCUCUUACAGAUCAACGACGAGAUGAACAAUCUGUUUCUGCGUUACACUCGUUUCAUGAAAAAUCACAGAGUCACUUCGUCGACGCCGAGCGCGCUCGUCGCUCAAGCUAUCGGCGGCAACGGUGGCACUCCCUCCGCCGCGGCUCUGAAAAAACAGAUGGAAGCCGCAGCGAGCGGCGGUGCGGGUGACGGUGCUUCGUCGUUCGCCCAGGCCGAGGCACUUAUCGAUUUGUCCGAAGCCGAUGGCGAGGCUGCCGCUGGAGCUUCUGCUCUCUCGAUGGACGCGAUGAAUCAGCGAAUGGGUGCCAUUGGUCUGGAAGACGAUUCAGCAAAAUCACGAAGGAAGGAUGUAAAAGAUGAAUUUGAAGCUUUUGCUCAGUCUCGCACGACCGGUAGCUCCGACUCCACGAGAAAUAAAAAAGAACGACGAGAUGAUCAGGACGAGUUGGACGCCUCCAAAACAGACGCGAAAAAUUCCUAUGUAACUUCGCCUGAAUUUGAACGAUUUCUCGCUGAGCGUACGGCAGCAGUCGCAGCUGAAGUAGCUGGUGGAGCUGGAGCUAUUGGCAGUAGCACUGGAGCGAUUCAGCGGCAACAUAUUGAUGAAAAAUAAAUUUCUUGCUUAGCAAGAUUUUUAAUCCGAUCGAUUAAUUGUUUCGUUAAACUAUUUACAUAUAAUGACAUGAGAAGUUGGCAUUUUGAUUUGUUAUGUAUUAUACCAUAGUUUCAAUAAGACUGUCUAUAUACAACUCGUUAUUCUAUAUAUUUAAAACGAUUGAUUUGAUUUACUCGAAAUUUUUACUAUAUAUAUUUUUCAUUUACAUUAUUUGUUAUGCAGUAUUUUCGUAGUCAAAACAAAAACAUAUUAUUAACUCAAGCAUCACGCAAUCGAUUUAUUUUAAUUAGUUGACGCUAAUAAUUCCAUAUUUCUGUAAAAAUGUCAGAAUAUUUCAAGUCCGAAAUGGUGUCGGUUAUUGUUAAUAUUUGUUGAUUAACUUUGUUAGAUAAAUAAUUCAAAAAUGGCAAAAAUACUAUUUUUAACGUAUACUUUUAUGUUUUUAUGGAAUCUGGCUUCAGGAUUGACUUAUAAUAAUUACUUGUGAGAUAUUAGCAAUUUUUUAUAUAAAAUAAAUAUGUCUAAGUAAAUUUAAUUUAAUUUGUCUAAACAUCUAUAACAUUAAUAGAAAUGUCGCUAUGAAUUCCGGACACAAAUAUAUAACAGUUUUUAAAGAUUUCAAAAUUAAAAUAAUUCAUGCUAAAUUGCGCCACAACCAAUUUAUUUGAUUUAGUUAGCGAUUCAAACUAUAUCACGGAAAUAAUUGAAUACUUAUACAUCUGUCUAAAGAUACUUUUUAAAAUCAUUUUUUCCUCAUGAAAAAUUGUUAAAAAUUUUGUAAAUUAUUUUGCUAAAUCCUGAUGCUGAACUUUUAAAGUUUUUCAGGGCUUGAUAAUUUAACUACCUAGUGUUUUACAGUUCAAUAAUAAGUAUUAAUUAUUUUUGAAUUGCAUUUGAGGUUUAAUCAAUUAAUCAGAUGAAUUAUAUAAAGUAUUUUUGAAAUUGUAACAAGUAUGAUUUAUACUGAAUAUUUUGAGUGAUAUUUAUAACUGUGUGAAUGAAUGUGCUUAAUAUAAAGAAAUUGUGAGCCCUUUUUCUUUUUUUUAGAUUUUCUUUACAUAAAUAUAGAGUUUUAACUGUUUGUUAAAAUUAUUAUUUUUAUUUUUGAUGUUGGUUACUGUUUUCUUUAUAAUUUUAUUGUCCAUUAUUUUUGGCUUUUGUUUACUUAGCUGCUUCUGUCGUAGCAUUUUUUUGCUUGUUGACGCCAUAAAACGGUCUUAACACAUUUUUUCAUGGCUAUUGAUUAUAGUUCUCAUGUUAUAAAAUAUUGUGAGCAACUUGUGUGAAUAUUGCUCUUUCAUCGAAAUGUUUCAAUGCACUCGCGUUUGAAUCAUGCGACCUCGAUUACCUGAAGAAGCAUAUUUAUAUACCUGCUGAAUAAAUUACUAUUCAGUUAAAGGGUUUACCUACCGUUUGAAAAUAAAAUCUUUUAACUAUAUACAUGUUUUAUAAAAUCACUACAUGUAAGCAGAAAGACACUUUUCUGUAAUAGUGUUUAUAAAAUCGUAAAGAUGUUAGAUACAUAAGAAAAUGUUAGGGUACUUGCAUUAACACUUGAAGUCUAGUAAGUUGAUACUUAUUAAUAAAGGAAAUGUUUUUCAACUACCAAAAGCUACUAAGAAAACCAAUAAAAA